UCAUCUGAGUCAUUUCUUGAGUGCUUCCAAAACAAUCUUCUGGACAUUGGUGUUGACCCUCGCCCAUAUGGGACACACUCAUUCCGUCGUGGUGGGUGUCAGUAUCUUGCCAUGGUUCUCCGCUGGCUAUUCCGCAACAUUUGCACAUGGGGAGGAUGGGCUGAGAACUUCGACAACCCAGGCACGAUUUUUAAAUAUUUACUAUCCUGGACUGAUAGUCCAUUUGUCAAGCGUGAGUAUUACUUCAACCCUGAUCGUGCUCGAGAUGAUCCCUGCCCCAUAUGUGGUCGCACAUGUGCCUGUGCUUAG
Messenger RNA from Suillus bovinus, 309 nucleotides. RefSeq lists its product as uncharacterized. The record is from RefSeq and is a predicted model, not a curated record. The annotation marks the transcript as partial. The transcript has a single exon. NCBI's taxonomy places the organism in Eukaryota, Fungi, Basidiomycota, Agaricomycetes, Boletales, Suillaceae.